Messenger RNA from Owenia fusiformis, 1404 nucleotides. NCBI's taxonomy places the organism in Eukaryota, Metazoa, Annelida, Polychaeta, Sabellida, Oweniidae. The record is from the annotation of a GenBank genome assembly.
CAUUAGUGAGUCAUUGAAUAUUUGAAGGUUGGCGGCACAUUUACCAAAAUACCAAGCUUGAUGUUGCCCAUGUGAAAAUAAUUAUGGGAUAAGUUUGCAUCAGCACAACGAUUUGAAUACUAAAUGAAGUCAUGGCAAGUUGUAUAGAAAGGCAAACCAGUGAGGAUGAUAUGAAAGCUUUCCAGGAGAGUAGGUGGAGAAAGCGUAUGUCAGAGCAUAAUAUACCCAAGCUAGACAUACCUCCCGAGAUGAACAAUCAUAUUCCCGGGACUGGGUGUCAGAACCUGUGCAAUUGGUCCCAAACACAGUCAUCUGAAGAUUGUGAAGAGGAGGGAGUGGAGCUGCUAAGCAAUUUUGUACUUUAUGAAGUUGAGAAAGAAAAAGAUCUAGUCAGCAAGCCAGAUGUUAAAGAAAUGCUUGAUAAAACAUUUUCCGCAGUAUCAUGCUCUAUAUCUACUCCAAAGGGCUAUAAACAUUCAGCAUGGGCUAAAGAAGGAAAGAUUUUGAAGGAAAUGGCUGACGCCUUCGAAAAGUCGAAAGAGAGACAAGUAAUUAGAGACAGAGCUAACAGGGUUGGUCUGGAUGAAGUUGACAACCAAGAAGGUUUCUAUGACCUCCUCACAGAGCUCUUCACAACUGGAGGUGAUGUACGCAUUACGCGGGAACGCAUCAUGGUGCUCUUUGUAUAUAUUUCUGAUCUUGCUAUACGGUUCAUCAAAGAGAAAGCUAUGGAGUAUUUGAAGAAAAUGAUGACUUGGGCAAUCAGUUUUAUGAGGCAGAAAAUAUGUACUUGGGUUCAAGAGCAGGGUGGUUGGGGCAAUGUGCUAAGGAAUGGUGUGAAUAUCUGCAGCUAUGUUCUGGCAGCUUUAGCAGCCUCUCUGAUCUCAUACUCUCUCUACAGACAAGUUAAAAAGUGGCUUUAACCAUGUGAUACAUAGGACCGACUAGACCAUAAACCAGAGCCUUUAAUCAACAGACACGGGGGAUAUCAUUCGGCCACAUAUAAGUAGCUUUGGCCUUAUCCAAGAAACUCUGAAUAACCAACAAAUAGGAGAGAAUUGGGCUGCAUAUAAGUGGCUUUAAUUAGCCAACAAAUAGGAGAGUAUUGGGCCAUAUAUAAGUGGCAUUAGACUACUGAUGCAUGUGAGCCACAUGCUUUCAUAAGCCAUUGCCUUGCAUCACCCAAAGGCCAAACAGGACACUCAUAGAAUGGUGUGUGAGUGUCUGAACUUGAAUGCUCAUCAAUUCAAAUAUUUUAGAUUUAUCUAGGAGUGAAACACUUUGGAAUGUGAAUUCUAAAGUGUAUACCUGAAACGUUGUUAGGUAUUUAACAUAAGCAGCUUUUAAAGAGAAAUCCACAGGUGUAUUGAAGUGGUCAUUAUAUACAUGGUGUCCAUAAAGUCU